Messenger RNA from Bradysia coprophila, 1076 nucleotides. RefSeq lists its product as uncharacterized. Gene Ontology annotation, biological process: regulation of transcription by RNA polymerase II. Lineage: Eukaryota; Metazoa; Arthropoda; Insecta; Diptera; Sciaridae. Gene Ontology annotation, cellular component: nucleus; transcription regulator complex. The record is from RefSeq and is a predicted model, not a curated record.
CACAUAUUUUGUAAUUCGCAUUCAAAAAAUCUUUUGUUUUAUUUAGUCCAUCAAGAAGCAACGCGCUAUCAACUUGUCAAGUUUUGUUCUGUUGUAUUUUUUUGUAAAAUUAUUAGUAAUUUGUUACACGUUUGGUAUUGAAAAAAAGUGAAAUGACCUCGCAACAAGAUACAACUAAAUUACUGAUCGAACACGUCCGUGUAAGACGUUCGUUAUGGGACCAGGCGCGACAGAACAUCCCAGGCAUCAAAACUGAGCAUCAGAAAAAGUGGACAGAAGUAGCCAAACUACAUGGAUCUCCCGCAGAAGAAAUGAAGAAGAAGUGGCAGUCACUUCGAGCAAGUUUCUUGAAAAUUUUGAAAAGAAAUUCCAAUAAUUCAAGGAAUCAGAGUCGCUGGCCGUACUACCAGGAUAUGUUAUUUUUGCUUCAGCCAGAUGAUGCUGCACCAUCGACGUUGGCAUCGAUAAGCAAGAAAAUCAAAACUGAAAAAAGACAAUUGGAGGAUACUGAUGAUGAUGUAUCAUCAAAACCAGCAGCAAAAAAACAUCGUCCGAGUGUUGACGACAACAUACAAAGCAAUGUUCCAUUUGUGGAAACCAAUGCAAAUGAAGGCUUGUCUCUGCCAGUCAAAGAUGACAACAAUUCGGAACAAUUGGGAAAUGGUGACUUGCAUCAUGAGCCCAACGGUCAAAAUAUUCCGGUCGAAAAUUCAAUUGAUGAAAACUCAACUAAUCAUCAGGGCAUUACAACGGACGGGGACUAUUUGUUCCUGCUGAGUUUUUAUGAAUUUCUACACGAAAUUCCCAAUGGUCGAAAGCUACCAAUACGAGGAGCCAUUACAAAUGCUAUCGCUGAGAUAAUAGCACAUGAAAAUGGCGACGCGAGAGAGUAGUUCGUUACACAGUUUUUUUUCUGACGUUUUUUAUUUUACAUAAAUCUGAAGGUGUUAAUCACUAAAUUCUCAGGAGAAUAAUCGAAAUUAUGUUUGUGUUUAAACAAUAUCUUUAAUUGUAUCCAUCGAUGUACACAAAUAAAAACCAAAUUCUUGAUUCGCUUUGAUUGCAAUAUAGAAUGG